Messenger RNA from Talpa occidentalis (Iberian mole), 726 nucleotides. It is a transcript of the gene RTL6, whose product is annotated as retrotransposon Gag like 6. The record is from RefSeq and is a predicted model, not a curated record. NCBI's taxonomy places the organism in Eukaryota, Metazoa, Chordata, Mammalia, Eulipotyphla, Talpidae.
AUGGUCCAGCCCCAGAGCGCGCGCGCCGGCGCCCCCGGCGCCCCCGGCGCCGCCCCCGCGCCCGGCGCCCCGGCGGACGACGCGGCGGACACCCUGACCGCGCUGCGCCUCACCAACUCCGCGCUGCGGCGCGAGGCCUCCUCGCUGCGCGCCGAGAGGGCCAGCCUCACCAGCAUGCUGGACAGCGUGAUGGCCGAGCUCGCGCUGCUGCGCACCCGCGCGCGCAUCCCCGGCGCGCUGCAGAUCACGCCGCCCGUGUCCGCCAUGGCCGCCGGCGGCGCGCGGCCGCCCACCACGCCGCCCACCUCGCUGCCCGAGCCCUGCGGGGACCCGGGCCAGCUGGCCGGCUUCCUCAUGCAGAUGGACCGCUUCAUGAUCUUCCAGGCCUCGCGCUUCCCGGGCGAGGCCGAGCGCGUGGCCUUCCUGGUGUCGCGCCUGACCGGGGAGGCCGAGCAGUGGGCGAUCCCCCACAUGCAGCCCGACAGCCCGCUGCGGAACAACUACCAGGGCUUCCUGGCCGAGCUGCGCCGGACCUACAAGUCCCCGCUGCGCCACGCGCGGCGCGCCCAGAUCCGCAAGACGGCGGCCUCCACGCGCGCCGUGCGCGAGCGCCAGGGGCGGUGCCGCCAGCUGGCGGCCGCGGGCGCGGGGCCCUGCCCGGUGCACCCCGCCUCCCACGGGCCCGGCCCGGCGCCGGCCCUGCCCACCCGCGCUCGGAACCUGUAG